UCUCUCUCUCUCUUUUCCCCACAGAAGCAGUUUAUAGUUUGAUUUUAGAGAGAAAGAGAGGCUCACUUUAUUUGUUCGUCCAGAGAGAGAGAGGUGGGGAAUAUUAAGUGAGAGAAUUUCUCAUUGUUUCCGUUCUAGAGAGAGAGGAAUUGAAUCAGCGCGAGAUGGUGACCAUCGAACCAGCUAGCGGCCAUGGAGACGAGAAGCAAAAGAAAAACUUUCAGGAGAAUGGUAGCAGGGUCGAAGAGGCCCCUUCAUCAUCUCUCUCAGAGGAGAAUCAUCAAACCAGAGAAGGUGAAGGGUUCGAGACUGCAAGCGAAGGAGAAGAAGGCGAUGAAAACGCUCAUUCCUAUGAGGAUGCAUUGACAGAUGAACAGCAAAUACAGCAGAGAGCGAUAGCUCAAGCUAACGAUUCAAAAAGUGAGGGCAAUAAACUGUUUGGCGGUGGAAAUUAUGACGAGGCAUUGACACAAUAUGCGCUUGCUUUGGAACUUUGCCCAGAUUCGCCUUUAUCAUCCGAGAUUCGUUCCAUGUGUCAUGCUAACCGAGCUGUCUGCUUUUCAAAAUUGGGAAGAGAUACAGAGACAGUAAAAGAAUGCACGGAAGCAUUGAAGCUGAAUCCUACUUAUGUGAAAGCUUUGCUCAGGAGAGCAGAGGCCAAUGAAAAACUUGAGAACUUUGAAGAGGCUAUUGCAGAUAGGAAGAGGAUCUUGGAGCUUGAUCCUGCCAAUGAGCAAUCUAGAAGAGCCAUAGGACGCUUAGAGCCACUGGCUGCAGAAAAGAGAGAAAAGAUGAAGGAAGAGAUGAUUGGUAAAUUGAAAGACCUUGGAAAUUCGAUAUUGGGCCGUUUCGGCAUGAGCGUGGACAAUUUCAAAGCUGUUAAAGAUCCAAACACUGGAUCGUACUCCAUCAACUUCCAGCGUUAGAACCCGAUGUUGUAAAUCCCUCUUUCCCCUUGUUAUUACUUGACCCAUAAAACAAAUGAAUAUGUCUCAGUUGAAGGCAAUGAAAGCGAUGAAGAAGAUUUUGUGUUUUAACAUCAAGAAGACAAUCCAUUCUGGAUGAUGGAGGCAACAUGAUAUGAUCCAUUAUGUUUUUGGAGCUUGAAUGUACUAUUUUCGUCUUUAUAUUUAUUUUGAAGAACAUCGAUUGUUAAAAUUCUGGCACAAAUGUGCAUCUUGAGUGUUGCCUUUCUAAUUAUGGAGCAAUUAGUAAUUAUAAAUUCAGUUGGGCUGUAUAAUGUGGAUGAAUCGCGGGCCCAACUUUCUUAA
This is a messenger RNA of Amborella trichopoda, 1271 nucleotides long. It is a transcript of the gene TPR1, whose product is annotated as Tetratricopeptide repeat (TPR)-like superfamily protein. Lineage: Eukaryota; Viridiplantae; Streptophyta; Magnoliopsida; Amborellales; Amborellaceae. The record is from RefSeq and is a predicted model, not a curated record. Gene Ontology annotation, molecular function: protein binding.